AUGAGAUACAUAAAUCCUAAUCUUACUGAAGAUAUAAAGAAGCAAGACAAAUAUAUCAAGUUCAAAUAAUGGCUCAUUGAUAAUGGAGCAUAGUUUGAUAUGGUAGACUUUCCAUGUGUCUAUGGAAAUGGCUUGAUGGGUAUUGGCGCUAAAAAGGAAAUCGGUUAAUUCAAGGCUUUUCUUUUUAUUCCUAACUCAUGCAUUAUCUCUGUCACAAGAGUAAAGAACGAUCCAUUUCUAGGAGAGAUUGUGAGAAGUCAUUAGGGGGUAUUUAUGAAGCACUCUGAUGCUGACUAGCUAUGUCUAGCUCUCUUUUUAAUGCAUGAAUACCUAAAAGGACCUUCAUCCUACUGGUGGCCAUAUCUUGAGGUCAUGAAUGAAUCUGAUUUAGCUUAUAAAUGGUCAGAAGAUGAACUCAAGCUUUUGAAUGAUUAUGAAGUGAUUCACUAGGCUAAAGCUUAUUAAGAUGAUAUAAAUGAAGAAUGGGAGAAAAUGUCUAAGAUAUUAUAACUGUACUAAGAUCAAUUCCCAGGGGUUAAUAAAGCAAUUUUUGAAAAGAUGUAUAAUUUUGCUUGCACAAGAUGCUUUGGCUGGACACUACCUUCAACAAUGAUGGUGCCUCUAGCAGAUUUUUUGAAUCAUCAUCCUAGUGAGACUCAAUAUGAGAUUUAUUAGAAACAACUACAUGAAGUCAAAACUUCAGUUGAUAGCUAAGGAUAUAAGACGAGCAAAAGAUUCUCCAUUGAUUACUCUGAACUAUAUGAGAAAGAUCAGUAGAAUAUUGACUAGGAUACAUUAAAGAAAAUAAAGGGUGAAGUUGAAGAGAAAGAUAAGAUUUAUAUCCCAAGGCCCUAAUUAAUGAAAGAAGUUAAAAGGAAGUUUAUUAAGUAGCCAGAGUUAAACAUGUGGGAACUCGGCUAUUGGUCUAGUGAUGAAGAGGAAGACAAUGAUACCGAAGAUGAAGAUAAUGGUGAUUAUGAUUACUACGAUGAAGAAGAUGAGGAUGCUGUAGAUCCAACUGAGUUGAUUUAACAAGAGAAAUACUUAAAGAGCUUGAAACCUGAGGAAAAGCCUUUUAUGGAGUAAAUAAGCGACAUAGAAAAGAAAGUGAUUCUGAAGCACGACAACUUGACAAAGAAACGAAAGGCAAAAUACACUGAAGAGGAUUUUAAAUGGUGGAAUUUCGAUGAUAGAGAGACCUAUUUCGUGCUGACUACAAAGCGUAAGAAUACUUACUAAGUAGGGGAAUAAUUACUCAAUUGCUAUGGAAGAAGUUAUGGAUUCUGCUUCGAUAAAAAUUAAUAUGACUCAAUCCAAAUAAGAAUUUGGAAAUCACUUUCAAGAGAGGAUAAAGACGUUAAUAAGCUUGCGAAGGCAAUUUUAGUUACAGAAGAAUAAUUCCUAGAAAAUCAAGAUGAGAUAGAGUCUCAAUCUAAGUUGGUGAGGUUUAAAAUGAACUCUUUGAAUGAAGGUACGAAACAUUAGCAUAUUUAAACUAGUUUAGAUUUACUUUCUUAUCUAAGAGCUCAUUUGCUUGUCGCAUAUUAAGGCCCUGAUAUAAUGAAGAUCAAGAUGACUGAGCCAACUCUUUUAGAUUACGAAAUAAUGGUAAUGGAGCAAUAUCAAUAUCUGCUUUUGCUUUUGAAACAAAAUAGAUUCUCAAAUAUUACUUUGCAAGAGGAGGAGACUCUUCUAAAAGAAAACUAAAAUGAUUGGAAAAAGAAAUUUAUUUAUUCGUACAGACUCAGUCAUGUAAGAAUCUUGAAUUCAUAGUUAUCUAUGAUAUACAAUAUGCUUAUGAUUCUGAGAGAUUGUAAUGAGCCUGGAAGAGCUGGUGAAUUUAAAAAGAUUUCAAGACAGUAUGCAAGUAUCUCAGAUGAACAUAUGCAAAACUGUCUUAAUUUCAGAAAGUACCUUAAAGCUCUAUUUGAGUAAUAAUGA
Messenger RNA from Stylonychia lemnae, 1941 nucleotides. NCBI's taxonomy places the organism in Eukaryota, Ciliophora, Spirotrichea, Sporadotrichida, Oxytrichidae. The record is from the annotation of a GenBank genome assembly.